GGUCCGGGAAGGAGAGAGGGAAGGCCGCGCGCCGACCCAAGCAGGCUGCCCGGAGUGGGCAGCCGCGGUGCCCCACAGGCUCGGGUGGCGGGUUGCCGGUCCAGCCCGCCUUCCUCGGUUUAUCCGCUCUCUCAGCGGACGUGUGGCAGGGUGUCCGGAGGUAGCGGCUCCCGGAGGCUCUGUCCCCUCCUGCCGCCCUUGAAUCCUGGCCGCUCCGUUCAAAGCCCCUGGUGGCUGGUCUGCAGAAUGGGAUAGGGGACGGGGCGGGCGGGGCCGCUCGGGAGGGUCAAGUGAGGUCACGCCUGUGGUGAGGCGCCGGGGUCCGCUUCCGAACCGCUUGACGGCGCUGACGAGUUUCACUUCGUGCACUUCCUCUGUGCCAGCCGGUGCUGAGGACACCGGACCUCAGUGGGGGCAAACGAUGGACAGAGGAAGCCUGGUGCUUAAGAGAGUCGCAGUAGGAGGAGCACAGGGCAGCUCGGAGUAUGGCACCUGGGCGGUGGCGGGGGAAGGGUUAGGCGAGGAAACGUGCAGGUUCAGACGUGGGCCUCCUGCUGGGAGGUUAGCAGAGUCCUGCUGGACCCCCAGGCCCUGGCAGGGAGAGGCAGAGUGGGCGCAGCCUCAGCCAUGAGAUCCCAGGGUCUCAGAGGCAGGUGAGCAGCUCCCUGCAGGUGCGCUCUGACCUGGCACUGCCCAUCUGCAGCCCCGAGGCAGAGCGUGCGCGACCCCGGCAGGCCCGGGCAGCAGCCCCCAUGGAGGGUGCGGUGCAGCUGCUGAGCCGAGAGGGCCACACUGUGUCCCACAACUCCAAGCGGCACUACCACGAUGCCUUCGUGGCCAUGAGCCGCAUGCGGCAGCGUGGCCUCCUGUGUGACAUCGUCCUGCACGUGGCCGCCAAGGAGAUCCGAGCACACAAGGUGGUGCUGGCCUCCUGCAGUCCCUACUUCCACGCCAUGUUCACAAAUGAGAUGAGCGAGAGCCGCCAGACGCACGUAACUUUGCAUGACAUCGACCCUCAGGCCUUGGACCAGCUGGUGCAGUUUGCGUACACGGCCGAGAUCGUGGUGGGCGAAGGCAACGUGCAGACUCUGCUCCCAGCCGCCAGCCUUCUGCAGCUGAACGGCGUCCGUGACGCCUGGAGUCAGCUCGACCCCUCCAACUGUCUGGGCAUCCGGGGCUUCGCCGACACGCACUCGUGCAGUGACCUGCUCAAGGCGGCACACAGGUACGUGCUGCAGCACUUCGUGGACGUGGCCAAGACUGAGGAGUUCAUGCUGUUGCCGCUGAAGCAGGUGCUGGAACUGGUCUCUAGCGACAGCCUGAACGUGCCUUCAGAGGAGGACGUCUACCGUGCCGUCCUAAGCUGGGUCAAGCAUGACGUGGAUGCUCGGAGGCAGCACGUCCCACGGCUGAUGAAGUGUGUACGUCUGCCCCUGCUGAGCCGAGACUUCCUGCUGGGCCACGUGGACGCCGAGAGCCUGGUGAGGCACCACCCGGACUGCAAGGACCUGCUCAUCGAGGCCCUCAAGUUCCACCUACUGCCGGAGCAGAGAGGCGUCCUAGGCACCAGCCGCACACGGCCCCGGCGCUGUGAGGGCGCCGGCCCUGUGCUCUUUGCUGUGGGGGGUGGGAGCCUGUUUGCCAUCCAUGGAGACUGUGAAGCCUACGACACACGCACUGACCGCUGGCACAUGGUGGCCUCCAUGUCCACACGCCGAGCCCGGGUGGGCGUGGCGGCAGUCGGGAACCGGCUGUACGCUGUGGGCGGUUACGAUGGGACUUCAGACCUGGCCACCGUAGAGUCGUACGACCCUGUGACCAACACCUGGCAGCCCGAGGUGUCCAUGGGCACGAGGCGCAGCUGUCUGGGUGUGGCCGCCCUGCACGGGCUCCUCUAUGCAGCUGGUGGCUAUGAUGGGGCCUCGUGCCUCAACAGGGUCAGCAGUGUUGCGGGCGUCCACAGUGCCGAGCGCUACGACCCCCUGACGGGAACUUGGACAUCCAUUGCCGCCAUGAGCACCCGAAGGCGAUACGUCCGUGUGGCCAUGCUUGAUGGGAACCUGUACGCUGUGGGCGGCUACGACAGUUCAUCACACCUGGCCACUGUGGAGAAGUAUGAGCCCCAGGUGAACGCGUGGACACCAGUGGCUUCCAUGCUGAGCCGGCGCAGCUCAGCUGGUGUGGCGGUGCUGGAGGGGUCUCUCUAUGUGGCUGGCGGCAAUGAUGGCACCAGCUGCCUCAAUUCUGUGGAAAGAUACAGCUCCAAGGCUGGUGCCUGGGAGAGUGUGGCGCCCAUGAACAUACGAAGGAGCACCCAUGAUCUGGUGGCCAUGGACGGCUGGCUGUAUGCCGUGGGAGGCAAUGACGGCAGCUCCAGCCUCAACUCCAUCGAGAAAUACAACCCGAGGACCAACAAGUGGGUGGCUGCUUCCUGCAUGUUCACGCGGCGCAGCAGCGUCGGCGUGGCCGUGCUGGAGCUGCUCAACUUCCCGCCGCCCUCUUCGCCCACGCUGUCCGUGUCGUCCACCAGCCUCUGACCCGCGGCGUGGACUACGCAAAGGCCCGGCCCCACGGCCUCCCAUAUGCCUUAAGCCCCGCAGGGGGCCCCGGCGCCUCCCUCCCCUCCACCCGUGUGUCGGGAGCGGGCUCCUCCGCCCCCACCAGGGACAUCCUGCAUCGUCUGUCCACGUCUCUGGGCAUCGAGGCCGCCGGUUUCCUGUUCGUUCCUCAGUGUUCGUUUACGUGUGUACCAUUUACUUACCUGUUUAUUUAUUCAGUAUUUAUCGAUCGACGAACAGCACUGCAGCUAGCAGUUUAUACGUUUACUCUAGAGUGCCCUGUGUUUCUGGGGCCAGGUCGCCCUCUCCGGUCUCCUCUCGCCUCUCCGAAGGCACCAGGGAGCGGUGAGGGUGGACACUGUCGUUGCCAGUGGGUCAGGGCCAACUCAGGCUCUGCAGACCGGGAGGGACCAAGGGGCAGAUGCAGCGGAACCGGCCAGGGUGGGGGACGUCCGUGUGCCCAGCCUUCGCUUUGCACACCACCCUUGCCUCGCCAGGCCGGAAACGCUCCCACGGAGGACGCUAAGGGGGCUCCCUACCGGUGGGCACGGUGUCUUUUCUGGAUCCUGCACUGAGCUGGGCACACACGCGCGUGCCACAGACUCCUCGCAGCAAUACGAGCCAACGUGAACAAUAAACACGUUUCUUGGGCUCUGGGCCUGA
Molecule: messenger RNA, 3221 nt
Organism: Pteropus alecto (black flying fox)
Lineage: Eukaryota; Metazoa; Chordata; Mammalia; Chiroptera; Pteropodidae
Gene: KLHL17
Product: kelch like family member 17
Molecular function (GO): protein binding
Source: RefSeq, a predicted model, not a curated record